Molecule: messenger RNA, 812 nt
Organism: Lolium rigidum
Lineage: Eukaryota; Viridiplantae; Streptophyta; Magnoliopsida; Poales; Poaceae
Product: protein CutA 1, chloroplastic
Exons: 6
Coding region: 33-581 (182 amino acids)
Biological process (GO): response to metal ion
Molecular function (GO): copper ion binding
Source: RefSeq, a predicted model, not a curated record
CAAGUGGGGCCCACGAAGCCGGAAUCGAGAAGAUGCCACUCCUCCCCACCCCAUUCCGAGCUCUCUUCUCUCCGGCCACCGCCGCCUCCACCUCCGACGUGCCGCCGCGCCUUGUCCACCGCCUUCGGCCGCCGCUCGCGGGGGCUUUCCUCUUCCUCAGCCUAGGAGCCGUCGCGGGCUGCGCACUCUCCACCCGCCGCGUCCCCUUCCUCCGGGCGAGAAGUUUCAGUUCUGCUCGAAUGGAGUCUACUUCCACGACUGUGCCUUCCAUUGUUGUGUAUGUGACAGUUCCAAAUCGGGAAGCAGGCAAAAAGCUAUCAGAAAGCAUAAUCAGUGAGAAGCUUGCUGCGUGUGUGAACAUAGUGCCUGGGAUCGAAUCUGUUUACUGGUGGGAGGGAAAGGUGCAAACUGAUGCUGAGGAGUUGCUCAUCAUCAAGACCAGAGAAUCUCUUCUAAGUGCCUUAACUGAACAUGUCAAAGCUAACCAUGAGUAUGAUGUUCCUGAAGUCAUCGCUUUGCCGAUAAGUGGAGGCAACCUCAAGUACCUGGAGUGGCUCAAGAACAGCACUAGAGAAAACUGAUCUGGCUUCAGCUUAGCCUCACUGAAUGCGUUUGUGAGUAGCCGGUGAUGUGGAAUGACUGUUGUGAUUCGAGAUAUCAAGUUUGUGUAGAAAGACUUUGGUCUCUAAGUGUUGAUGGCAGCGUCGUGAUGAAUUGGUUAAUCUUUAGUCUCCUGUCCUAGGGUCGAAUAAACUUUGUGUAGCAUCAAGACAAUUUGCACAUGAAGUCCUGUUUGCCGCACUUUUGUACUA